Molecule: messenger RNA, 810 nt
Organism: Lathyrus oleraceus (garden pea)
Lineage: Eukaryota; Viridiplantae; Streptophyta; Magnoliopsida; Fabales; Fabaceae
Product: chaperone protein dnaJ C76, chloroplastic-like
Source: RefSeq, a predicted model, not a curated record
AUGGCUACUGUUUCAUCCUCACCUCUUCCUUUCUUCACUCUUAAAACUUCAAAUCUCUACAACAAGUCUUGUUUUUCUAAAUCCAAUUUUUCAUCAUCUAUGUUGGAUUUUGACUUGUAUGAUCUUCUAGGAAUUGAUAGUUCGUGUGAUCAGUCACAGAUCAAGACCGCCUAUCGAUCUCUUCAGACAUGCCAUCCUGAUAUUGUUGGUCUUGGUCAUGACAUGGCCAUCAUUCUUAAUGAUGCUUAUGCCAUUCUUUCAGAUCCAUUUGCACGACUCACUUAUGAUAAGCAUGCAAAGAUCACAGAAUUCAGAGGCUUCACCGGAAGAUCAACAUAUUCUGUAUGGUGUGGUUCAGAAAGUGAGGAGAGGGUUGUAUUUGUUGAUGAAAUAAAAUGUGUUGGAUGCCUAAAAUGUGCUUUGUUAGCUGAAAAGACUUUUGCUAUAGAAUCAGUUUAUGGAAGAGCUAGGGUUGUUUCUCAAUGGGCUGAUUUUGAACUAAAAGUUGAUGAGGCACAAGCUUGUCCUGUUACUGCAUUUCUUGUUGAGAGAUCCAAUCUUGCUACUCUAGAGUUCUUGAUGUCGAAGCAGCCACGUGGCAACGUUAGAGUCGGUGCGAGUAAUACAGCAGGUGUUCUUGUCUCGAACAUAUUUGUUGAUGUGGAGAAGUUUCAGACUAGAUUCCAACAAACAAUGGAAAAAGCUUCAAAGUACUCUAAGCUUAAUGCAUAUUCGGAAAAUGCUUCAUAUUAUGUAGCACCGAUGUCUCUAGAAAAAGGCGCAUCAGUGUCAGACAUCACCAACAAUUAA